Messenger RNA from Hibiscus syriacus, 441 nucleotides. Its product is annotated as BAG family molecular chaperone regulator 2-like. NCBI's taxonomy places the organism in Eukaryota, Viridiplantae, Streptophyta, Magnoliopsida, Malvales, Malvaceae. The transcript is spliced from 2 exons. The record is from RefSeq and is a predicted model, not a curated record. Gene Ontology annotation, molecular function: protein binding. Bases 16 to 441 code for a protein of 141 amino acids.
UCUAAUUUUCUGACCAUGAAAAGAUUAUCAUCUUCAAAAAGGGUAGUGAACAAUAGCGUUAAAGGGGCGAUAGAGUGGGAGCUUAGGCCUGGUGGCAUGCUUGUUCAAAAGAGGAACAUGGGGGAUUCUUCUUCUGCUCCUAUGAUCAAGAUCAAAGUUUCUCAUGGUUCUUAUCACCAUGAUAUAGCUCUGCCUGCUCAAUCAACUUUUGGGGAUCUGAAAAGAGUUGUUGCACAAGAAACCGGUUUGGAGCCCAAGGAGCAGAGGCUAUUGUUCCAAGGGAAAGAAAAGGAUGAUGAAGAAUGUUUGCAUAUGGUAGGAGUAAAAGACAUGUCAAAGGUGGUACUUUUAGAGGACCCAGCUACCAAAGAGAGGAAGCUGGAGAAGAUGAAUAGAAAUCGGACCGUGCUAAAAGCCUGUGAAGAGGUUGCUACGGGUUAG